AUGGCAUCAUCUCUAAGGGGCCCAUCACCACCGCUGGAUGGCGCACAGGCAAACAAGGACCGUGUGAGCGGGAAUCCUGACAAGUCGCCAAUUCCUGCCCAAGCCACAGGUGGCGGCAAUCCCAUUCUUCACGAUACCGUCACCGGCUUCCCAUUGAUGCCCGAGAUGGAUCGAGUCCCAGGCAUUCCUAGUCAAGCUGAGGGUGUUGUGCCGAAGGUGGAGGAUGCCAAUAGCAUGGAGAAUGGAGACAACCGAGCAUUGAUCCCGGCCGUCGACUCUCGUGAAAACUCCAUCCAAUGGGCUCGUUCCGAAGUCGACUCCAGUCUUUCUCGCUCCCCAUCUAGCGAGCAACUCCGCCAUGAAGAAACCAAGAAAUGGGUUCACGACCCUAGCGGACCAGGCUUUCUCUAUGGGCGUGGGGAUGCUGUAGCACUACCCUCCCGUAGCGCGAAAAAUGUGUCGGACAUGGAGUCUUUUGGAGUGGGAGCUCCUCCGACAGUCUCUCCGGUUCGAUACCCGGGCCAUAUUGUGGUCGAUGACAAGGGCUCGUCGCCCUGA
Lasiosphaeria miniovina is the source of this 558-nucleotide messenger RNA. RefSeq lists its product as uncharacterized. The coding region runs from base 1 to 558 and encodes 185 amino acids. NCBI's taxonomy places the organism in Eukaryota, Fungi, Ascomycota, Sordariomycetes, Sordariales, Lasiosphaeriaceae. The transcript is spliced from 2 exons. The record is from RefSeq and is a predicted model, not a curated record.